AUGUCCGACCAACACUUCCUACAAAUGGAGGAUGGUGUCCGCCUCAACUACACGCAAAGCGGUGAACUUGGAAAGCCAAACCUCUUGUUCUUGAAUGGUUGGCGACAGACAGCAGCUCAGUGGAGCAGCCAGGUCCAGUACUUUCAAAAGGACUUUCGAGUUACGACAUAUGAUUAUCGUGGGCAUGGCGAGUCGGAUAAACCAACCUCUGGUUACACUGUACCAGUCCUCGCAAGCGACCUCAAUACUCUAAUCCAUGCGCUUGAUCUCAAAGAUAUCACAAUCAUUGGCCACUCCCUGGGCGGUCAGAUGACCUGGGCCCUCUGGAAAUUCCACCCCGAGUCCAGGGGACGCAUCAUUCGCUUCGUGUCCGUCGAUGGCUCGCCGUGCAUGUUGAUUAACCCGUCUUGGACCGAGCAGGAAUCAAAGGACUUUGGUGGCGUCUUCACCCAAGGACAGCUGGAAGAGAUAUCCAACGCUUUCGACAGUGUGAUGCCAGCCGUCAUCAGGGGCAUGUUCACGGACAAGACCAGCGAGCAAGACUUUGCUUGGGUGUGGGAGCAGAUUACAAAGAUGCCCAGUGAUGCCGCGCUCGCCUUGUUCAAGGACUUGGUAUCUAGGGACUGGAGAGAGGUACUGCCGCAGGUCAAGGUGCCGACUCUGAUCAUUGGAGGCGAAGCCAGUGUUCUCCAGCAAGACACAUCGCGCUGGAUGCAUACGCAGAUUCCAGGCUCGAAGCUUCACCUAUUUGGCAAGGAGAAGGGCGGCCACUUUACGUUCUGGGAAUUCCCUGAAGCAUUCAACAAGGUCCUUGACGAGUUUGUUCAUUCAGGAUGA
This is a messenger RNA of Pestalotiopsis fici W106-1, 837 nucleotides long. RefSeq lists its product as uncharacterized. NCBI's taxonomy places the organism in Eukaryota, Fungi, Ascomycota, Sordariomycetes, Amphisphaeriales, Sporocadaceae. The coding region runs from base 1 to 837 and encodes 278 amino acids. The transcript is spliced from 2 exons. Gene Ontology annotation, molecular function: catalytic activity. The record is from RefSeq and is a predicted model, not a curated record.